UCACGCGAUGUUUUCAGUGCUAUGGCGUACCAGGAAGGGGAGUCGCUUGAAUCUUGGCUCAAUAAAGCCACCCAUCCUUCAAACAGACAGGAGGACUGGGAGUACAUAAUAGGCUUCUGUGAUCAGAUCAACAAGGAACUGGAAGGUCCUCAGAUAGCGGUGCCUCUGCUUGUUCACAAAAUCCACUCACCGCAAGAAUGGGAGGCUCUCCAGGCUCUUACAGUAUUGGAGGCAUGUAUGAAGAACUGCGGGAGAAGGUUUCAUAAUGAAGUCGGAAAAUACAGAUUUUUGAAUGAGCUGAUUAAAGUUGUGUCCCCAAAGUACAUGGGCGACAGUGCAGCAGAGAAAGUGAAGUUGAAGAUAGUAGAGAUGCUGUACAGCUGGACCGUGGCGUUUCCUAAUGAAACUAAGAUCAGUGAAGCCUACCAGACGCUGAGAAGACAGGGCCUCGUCACUAACGACCCGGAGUUACCCCUCGACAGGACUCUGAUUCCCUCUCCUCCGACACGACCCAAACAUCCUGUGUUCGACAAUGAGGACAUGGGCAAGCUGCUUGCUGAGCUUCUGCGAAGUAAAAACCCAGAGGACCUCCAGGAAGCAAACAGACUAAUCAAAAACAUGGUGAAAGAGGAUGAGGCUCGAGUACACAAGGUAACAAAGCGCAUACACACUCUGGACGAGGUGAACAUUAACGUGAAGCUGCUGACGGAGAUGCUGUCCCACUACAACAAAGACAACUCCACUGACUCAGACAAGGACAUCAUAAAGGAACUCUACCAGCGGUGUGACAAGCUGAGGCGCGCUGCUUUCAAAAUGGCCACCGAGUCAGAGGACAACGACACCAAUUUAGGUGACAUCCUGCAGGCCAGCGAUGACCUCUCCAGGGUCAUAAACUCCUACAAGAAGAUUGUUGAGGGGCUGCCCGUCAACGGAGACAGCGAGGAUCCCCGACCCACAGCUGGUCACAGUGAGAGUGCAGAGACCACAGAGACUCUGAUCGACCUCGACGGCCUCGACACUCCCAGCCCUCCUCAACCGGCCCCCCCUCACUUCCAGUCCUCAGAUCUGGUCUCCAUCAGUCCCAUUAUCUCCUCCAUCCCCAUCCUGCCUCCUCCUCCCAAACGUCUUGCCGGCUCCCAGAGCAGCAGCCCCAGCCACCCCCCCCUCGACAUGGCCUCCACGUCACUCUCUCUCCUCGACGAUGAGCUGCUGUCUCUAGGACUGAACGACCCCCCUACCUCUCUGAGCAGCCAAUCGAAACCCAAGUUGAGCGAUUUGUCCAAUCACUGGACUACCUUGCAGGCUUCAGCUUCAGGUCUGGACAUGUUUGGCGGUGCGGCUUGUUCAGGUCCCGUGGUACCACCGUCUGAGCCCGCUGCAGCCACAAACAGUCUGCAGAACCUGCAGGACCUGGCCAUGAUGGGCUUUUCAGAUCAUAAGAGUUCCUCGCUGAUGGCAGCAAGAGGAAGCAGCUUCGGGAUGUCUGCAGCAGCGCCUCCCCUCAUAGCUGGACAUGGCUCUUCCUCCUCACCCUCUUUUCUCCAGUGUACGGUGCCGGGCUCUCCCGCUCUGUCCCAUGCUAAGGUCCAGAGCCUGGGCUCGGCCCCGGGCAGCCCCCUGUUCCGCUCUCUGUCCCCCUGCCACCCUCCCCUCCACGGCAGCCCGGCCAGAGCCACAGACGUCUCCCUGAGCAACGUGCACAUCCCUCUGGAGGCAAUCAGACCGAGUAAAGUACUGCCAGUGACGGCCUACGAUAAGGACGGUGUUCGCAUGCUCCUCAACUUUGCAGCUAACUGCCCCCCCGGCAGGACUGACGUGUUAGUGAUGGUGGUCUCAACGCUCAAUACUGCCCCCCUGCCUGUUCAAAAUGUGGUACUGCAGGCUGCUGUGCCCAAGUCAAUGAAGGUGAAGCUGCAGCCUCCAUCAGGAACAGACCUGGCUCCAUUCAACCCGAUCCUACCACCGGCCUCCAUUACCCAGAUCAUGUUGCUGGCCAACCCAACAAAAGAUAAGGUGCGUCUGCGCUUCAAACUGGCGUUCACGCUCGGAGACCGCCUGUGCAACGAGGUCGGAGAGGUCAACCAGUUCCCCCCACAGGAGAGUUGGGGCCAUCUAUAGGAGCGAAGAUGCCUGCUUCUUCUAGGCAGGGAGAGCGGGUCGUACUCCAUGAAGGGUUUGUGAAUUCACAUCCAUCCCAGAGAGGAAGGAGGGGAAGGUGGAGAAAUUCAGCUGCACAUUCCUUAUAGUUGUUCAUUUCCCUCGCUAUUGUCAUUACCGGCAGUGAGAAGCUAACAGCAGACACUGGAGUUGUAUUUAUACAGUGCUCGUAUACUUUCCUGCAGAUGGCUAACAAACUAAAGAUAUGCACUUGCAAGUAGGACAGUAGUGCUGUUUACAGGGCCUGAGAUGAAUAUUUGACUAGAUUUUGCCCAAGAGGAUUACAACACAUGUUAAUGAACUCUAAAUAUUCCAUGCAUUAGAGCUAAGCCCCUGACUGAUGGGAUUGCUUCAUAACAAAAUUACUGUUAAAAGAAACUAACCUCUAAAUUAAAGUGUCCCCCAUUUAGAGGAAGUACCGUUGGUGCCACUGUCCCAAAGACUUUUGGAUUGUUUAUAAUUUUCCCUCCAAAAUAAACAUUAUUGUAACCAAUUUCCUGCUGCAUGCUAUUCAGAGUAAAUGCAGUCAACAGCUUUUUGCCAGCAACAAAGAGUCUCUCUGCAACAAACGAAACAACUAGGCUUUUUUUGGGGGGGGGGGUUUGGUUGCCUUGUGACAGACAGAAUUGCAUUUAGGAAGCAAAGCCUAUAGGGAACCAAUCCUAACAUUGAUGUAGUCAUUAUUCUACAGGCAUUACAUGUUCGAAAUCAAAGCAAAAACAUAUCUAUCGUCAAUUUACCAGAGCCUAAGACACAACAGUUUUUAUUUAUUUACUCCUCCGCCGAGCACUUUCUUAAUACACAGAAAAUAUACUUGAAUAUAUUCAUUUGAAUAUGGGAUCCAGUAGAUGUCUUAAGAUGGAGUUAAACUGGGCAAUUCAUCGGUUUAGUAAAAGGUUUUAAAAUAAUUUCAGCCAUCAAGAUUUUAUUAUAUAUAAGGAAACUUAGUGUGAUCAAUAAUAAUUAGUUUUGCCAUGUUUCAGAUAAGUCGACAACCAUGUUUAAUUAUCUGCUGUAAUGGCAAACAACUGCAAACAAGAGGUUUGAUAUUUUUAAUGAUAUCGUUAAUAUUUGAGGCUACUGAGUCCUGUUUUAUGUCAUGUGAUUACAUUUUCAAGGUCUGAUUUGAUUGUCUGCUUUUCAGUCAUGCUUUAAGGAGUCGGUGGUUAUAUUUAAGUCGUGUAUUUACAGAUCUUAACUCAUCUACCGGUGAAAGUAUUGGGAGUAUUUUUGACAUGUAUUACUUUAUGUUCCGUUUAUAGUAUUUCAGUGCAUCACUGAACCUAGAAAAUGAAGUGAACUGAAAAAUCUGAAUAUAAAUGUUGUAGUUUGAAAGGGAAGUCUGUCACCAGGCGGAUUAGUGUGUCUUCAGCAGUGGGUGAAUUGAUCUGUGCUCCACCCCGAUCCCCCCCUUAGGUCUCCUCAACUCGUCAUGUACAGAAGAAGUGAGUGUUUCAUGUACAUAGUCUGUAAUGUACCUAAUGUUUGCUGUAUGACCAGUUAUGUGAACAUGUGACGUGUAGAUUUUGGGAGAGUUAGGUCUGUACAUACUGUAUGAUGUGCCAUUUGUUCGCUACAUGGAAAAAUAAAUAUUUCUUUCAAUGGA
Notothenia coriiceps (black rockcod) is the source of this 3763-nucleotide messenger RNA. RefSeq names its product golgi associated, gamma adaptin ear containing, ARF binding protein 3b (gene gga3b). Gene Ontology annotation, molecular function: phosphatidylinositol binding; ubiquitin binding; small GTPase binding. The transcript has 17 exons. Lineage: Eukaryota; Metazoa; Chordata; Actinopteri; Perciformes; Nototheniidae. Bases 22 to 2118 code for a protein of 698 amino acids. Gene Ontology annotation, cellular component: trans-Golgi network. Gene Ontology annotation, biological process: intracellular protein transport; protein localization to cell surface; Golgi to plasma membrane transport. The record is from RefSeq and is a predicted model, not a curated record.